AUAUAAACAUAAUAUUACCACAGAAAACUUCAAAAAUAGUACAAGUUUGAGUUUGUAGUGUAUGGAACUAAAUAAUUUCAUUAUUUAUUUUAAUAUUUCAGGGGAUAUGUUUUAAGAACCGUUCUUAUUCAAUUGUGACUUACGUUUUCGCCUCGAAUAUGGCUGAGGAACCAAGCACUAGUCUGAAUAAGCCCAAACUACAAGUGAAACAUGACUGGUAUCAGACUGAAACAGCUGUGGUUAUCACUGUAUUAGUUAAAAACAUGCGGGAAAGCUAUCUGAAUGUGAGUUUUGAUAAUAAUAAAGUGAUGGUAGCUCUUUCACACCCUGAUUUUGAACAUUGUGAAUUAUGCUUCAACCUGUCGCACAUAAUUAUACCAGAGCAAUGUAGCUACAAAUUAUCAUCAACUAAAGUGGAAAUCAAAUUAAAAAAAUCUGAAGACAUUAGAUGGGAAAAACUUGAAGGAAACCCAUCAGGGGAAGUUAUUAAGACUAUUCCAUCAGGUCCUGUGACUCUAGCUGAUAGACCACCAUCAUAUCCAACUUCAAAGAAGGGAAAAGAUUGGUCUGUGGUUGAAAAAGAGAUCAUACAACAAGAAGCUCAAGAAAAACCUGAAGGUGAAGAGGCAAUAAACAAAUUGUUCCAGGAAAUAUAUGGUAAAGGCAGCGAUGAAGUUAAAAGAGCAAUGAACAAAAGUUAUAUGGAAAGUGGUGGCACAGUUCUGAGUACUAAUUGGUCAGAAAUAUCCAAAGAAAAAGUUCAAGUCAAACCACCAGAUGGCAUGGAAUUCAAAAAAUGGAAUGACUGAAAUACUUUAAAAAAAGUGGAUACAUUGGUCAUUUGAAAAUUCAUUUUAUCAUUUGUAUGAAAUCUUAGUUUAAGAUGUUUUUUCUAGAUGAUUGAGUAUAUUUUCAAAAUUUACUUUCAUACCACUAGAGCAUUUUUUCAAUUGGAAUUUCAUUUAAUAUCAAUUAAAGGAUGUUGAAUACUCAUUGUUCUAUGA
Messenger RNA from Leptinotarsa decemlineata (Colorado potato beetle), 1004 nucleotides. It is a transcript of the gene Sgt1, whose product is annotated as suppressor of G2 allele of skp1. NCBI's taxonomy places the organism in Eukaryota, Metazoa, Arthropoda, Insecta, Coleoptera, Chrysomelidae. The record is from RefSeq and is a predicted model, not a curated record. Gene Ontology annotation, molecular function: protein-folding chaperone binding.